Messenger RNA from Gaeumannomyces tritici R3-111a-1, 1887 nucleotides. RefSeq lists its product as hypothetical. Gene Ontology annotation, cellular component: Rpd3L complex; Rpd3L-Expanded complex. The record is from RefSeq and is a predicted model, not a curated record. Gene Ontology annotation, biological process: negative regulation of silent mating-type cassette heterochromatin formation; negative regulation of rDNA heterochromatin formation. Bases 1 to 1887 code for a protein of 628 amino acids. NCBI's taxonomy places the organism in Eukaryota, Fungi, Ascomycota, Sordariomycetes, Magnaporthales, Magnaporthaceae. The transcript has 4 exons.
AUGGGCGAACCCGACACGAGAAGAUCGUCUCGAGCGCGAACAGCCCAAUCACAACCACAAGCGCCAUCCAGCUCGUCGAGCACCUCAGGACGCGCUGAGCGGACUUCCAGAUCCUCAACCAACAAAACCUCCUCCCCCCAGCUGACCACGCCCGCCCCCUCCACCACCGCCUCGGAGCCGCCCGACGACGCGAGCGUGAACGGCACCGAGACCGUCGUGCGCACCCUGCGGAGCCGCGCCAGGGACGGCAACAACAGCGACCGAGACAGGGCCACCGCUCCCAGUGCCGAUAGCGCCGACAUGGCCUCGAGCGAAAACGAUAUGCAGGACGAUGACGAGUCCGUCCGCUGCAUUUGUGGCUUCGACGAAUACCCCGGGCCUCCUGUGCUCAAAGACGAUCCUAAGAACCCCUCCAAGGACGCCGUCGAUAUCGAUCCGUUCUUGGCUGCCGAUGUCCCGGACGAGGUCGCCGGCUUUUUCCUGCAGUGCGAUGUUUGCAAGGUCUGGCAACACGGCGGCUGCGUCGGCAUCUUGAAUGCCGCGUCCAGUCCCGAGGAGUAUUUUUGCGAAGAGUGCCGAAAGGACCUACACAAGAUCUCAACAGCCAGCAAUGGCCAACGAUACUCUCACUACCUCCCAGUCAGCCGUCAAUCCCGGUCAACCUCGCGGCAGACGGCUCCUAGAGAAAAGGAAGGCGCCAAGUCUCCCAAACCAAGAGAGGCGAGAAGUGGCAAAUCAGCGCCCGCGCUGGCGAGCUCCAAGCGGCGGUCGACUCUAAAUAGCCGAGGCGUCUAUGACGAGGAGGAAGAGCUGCGACGAGCCAUCGAGGCUAGCAAAGAAGAUGCGCCUCCGGAUGAGCAAGAGGCGGCGGGGGCUAGAAGACCCAAGAGAGGCCGCAGUAACAGUGAAGAGAAACCCGAGGCCACCAAGCGCCAGCGGACGAGUUCAAGAUCACCCUCACCAGCAGAUGAAUCGGCUAUACAGGACGAUUCGGAUGAGGCGCCGGUACGGAACGGGUCAAACAAGAACAAAACUCGCAUCGCGGUCGUGCGCAACCAGCGGGAGAAGACGGAGAAGGAGGAGCGCGAGAAGCAGAAGGUCGAGGCCGCGAACAAGCGCAAGAGCCGGGCCGAGCGCCGACGGGCCGAAGACUCUGACCCAUCAGAAGAAACACCACUCGUAACGCGGGUAGUGGUGCGGUCCGAGAUACCACCGCCCCCUCCUCCUCGGAACAUCUCACCACCGCAGCCAACGCCAGACAAACCCGAGAAGAACACGGCAUCGAAGGCGAAAAAGCAAGGCUCCCGGAAAAAGGGUCGGAACCAAUACACCAAGGACAGAGACCGGUCUCCGGGGAGAUCGCAGUCGCGCGAUGUUCCGGAUCAAGGUUCGGGCAACGCUAACUCGAGACCACGAAACGCUCGAAGCCACGCCAAACAGGACAAAGAUAGAGAAAUGUCCUGGAUUGAUAUGGAGCGGCGCAUUGCCUACUGGACCGACUUUGCGCAGAGGGUUGAGCAGGAUAUUGGCGUCGAACGCGACCCCGCGCCGCAGGACAAGGGCAGCGAGAGCAAGGAGACGGAGAAAGAAAGCGACAAGAGCAAGGAGGCGGAUAAGGAGAAGGCUGCGUCGGUCAACGGCCACGACGCACCUGCCCUUCCCCCCCCUGCCGGCGCAGCCCCAGUGAAUGGAGGCUCACCUUUGAAAAACGUCGUUGUCGGUCCAGGAGCGGCUGGCAACGCGCCGACGAUUGCCAUCACGAAUGGCGAGGCGCCAGAGGACAGGAAAAAGAAGGAUGACGACAUGAACAUCCACGCAAGGCUCGACUUUAUCAAAAACAGGAUCAAGUCGUGGCACACAACAUACGGCGUCGAGACGAGGUCAUAA